AUGUUUGACCCUACAAUUAACUUUGAUGAUCUAAUAUCAAAUAUCUUCGGUAUCCGAAUGCCAACCCUGUUCUGGACAACACAAGGCGCUUUCACUCUAGUAUUACUCGCUUUUCUCACCUAUAUUAUUAACCAGUAUAUCAAGUACAGCCAAUAUUCGGAAAACGACAAACAAGUACGUAAAAUACCACAUUGGAUUCCGUUUGUGGGACAUUCUGUUUCGUUCUUUUAUGAACCAGUCAAGCUUUUGAACAGGCUAAGGAGAAAUGAGAGUUCUGGAAUAUUUGCUCUUCAAGUUGGGGUCGUAACAGUCAAUAUUGCUUGUGAUGAAUAUAUCGCCAAAAAGAUUUUGGCUGAGAAAGAGUCAUCUUUAAGCUAUGAACCAAUAGCAUGGAAGAUUGCACAAAGGAUAUCUGGUGUACCUCAUCAAAGUAGAGAAAAGCAUAAUCUGAGUUGGGAGAAUUAUAAAUCAAUUUACCAGUACUUGAUGAACAAGCCUCAUGUGGAAAAAAUAACAAAAAGAAUAUCACAAUUACUCGAACAAAAUAUCCCGCAGAUGGUUUCCUUCCUUGAAACAAGCGUCGAUCUCCAACCAUGGGAGCGAUGCGCCAACGCUUCACUCGUAUCACCCUACCAGUCAGAAAUGUCUCUUAUGCCUCUCAUUCACAUGAUGAUGGGCUAUGCUUCAGUUUCAGCCUUAUUUGGCUCCGAAAUCCUCGAGAAGUAUCCUGAUUUGAUAGAGAAUCUUGAUGAAAUGGAUAAGGGAAUACAAUAUUUCUUGUGGGGUCUACCAGCUUGGCUCCCAUGGCCUGGAGUUAUGAAAUCUCACAUUGCCAGAUAUAAACUAUGGAAAUACAUGGAUGAUUACGAAAUAGCUCUGGAUAACAAACUUAGUUGUAAGCCGAAUGAGUGUUUGUGGGGCGAUUUGGAAGAUGUGAGUGACUUCAUAAAGGCUCGUCAUAAGUUUCUAAAAGAGAAUGGUUUCGAUAUCAAGGAGCGGGCUGACAUCGGUAUUCUCUGGGCUUCAAUAGCCAACACAAAUAUGUUGGUAUUCUGGUUCAUCCUUCAUGUUUAUUCAUCACCAGGAUUAGUCAAAAGUCUCCGGGAUGAGAUAAACCUUUAUGCUUUAGUAACACCUGGAAUUACCAUAGGAAAAUUUUCUGAGGCUCCCAGGCUCUCUCUCAAUUCAAAAAUGCUCUCUAAAAGCUGUCCUCAGCUGAGAGCUGCACUUUUUGAAACACUUAGACUUCACAGUAGAGCUUGGUCUGUUCGAGCCGUUUCUGAAGAUAUUGAAAUAUCAAAUAACCAGAAAGAACCUUGUUUUUCGCCAUUCCAUCUGAAAAAAGGCGAAUAUGUUGUAAUUCCGAACAGCGCUCAUAUGCAUGACCCUUCUUACUAUAGGGACCCUUUGGUUUUUAAGCCGGAGCGCUUUCUUACCUACAAUGACGACGGAAGUAUAUCAGUAAACGUAGGCGCUAUCCGUCCUUUUGGAGGAGGGUCUAGUGCUUGUAAGGGACAAGAAAUUGCAGAAAACGAAUGUUUGCUGCUAGUAGCCGGAGUAGUUGCUUACUGGGAUAUUGAGCCUGCCAAUGAAGUCUCUGGUUGGGUUAUUCCCAAUAAAGUUGGAUCAAGCAAUAUCUCCAGACCAGCUCAUGAUGUCAGGGUAAAGAUCAAGCGCAGGAAGUUUCCGUGGGAAUAA
Messenger RNA from Blumeria graminis f. sp. triticale, 1698 nucleotides. NCBI's taxonomy places the organism in Eukaryota, Fungi, Ascomycota, Leotiomycetes, Helotiales, Erysiphaceae. The record is from the annotation of a GenBank genome assembly.